This is a messenger RNA of Anguilla anguilla (European eel), 5570 nucleotides long. RefSeq names its product nuclear receptor subfamily 4, group A, member 1 (gene nr4a1). Gene Ontology annotation, molecular function: nuclear receptor activity; RNA polymerase II cis-regulatory region sequence-specific DNA binding; nuclear glucocorticoid receptor binding. Lineage: Eukaryota; Metazoa; Chordata; Actinopteri; Anguilliformes; Anguillidae. The coding region runs from base 2026 to 3744 and encodes 572 amino acids. The transcript has 7 exons. Gene Ontology annotation, cellular component: transcription regulator complex; nucleus. The record is from RefSeq and is a predicted model, not a curated record. Gene Ontology annotation, biological process: regulation of transcription by RNA polymerase II; cellular response to corticotropin-releasing hormone stimulus.
AGUCAUUAGCCUUCUGCAACAUAGCAAUGGUAGGCUACUACGUAACGCGCACUAUUCGCUAAAGGAGGAAAGCAGAACGGUUUAUUUUGAAUCUCCAUGACUAGCUUGUUAACUACUUCGACAGGAGGCAUUAACGUAACAAUUUUAGUAGCAGCGGUUCCAAAAAAUAGUGGCCAUUUCACAAUAGUUCCAAUUCCAAACACAUAAUGCAAACCAAUAUUAAUAGUAGUAAUAUAAUAAUUGGAGUCUACAUUUUCUUUUGGAACCCAGUUGCAAACUUACAUGCGUAUGUACAAAAUCACAGCUAGUGUAAAGGUUUGCUUGUACACGAGGUAUUUCAUUUUACAGGAUAUGGCAACAGGUGCGUAUAUCUGAAGGGUAAACCAUCUUUAGACGCGUUAAGUUACAGCACAACUCGGUGAGUGGCUCACACAGAGCGCCGAGUGUGCACCGUUCGCCAAGUUAACGCUCCAACUGGGUAAAAUAACCCGAGAACCAUCGACAAGAAUAAUACUAAAUUAGCGCGUUUUCAUGCAAUGCAGCAAGAGAUAUCAGUUUACGUUUUUGGUCGUGUAUGCAGCCAAAUGUACAGUUUACGGCAUUGGUGUUUUUCACUGCUGGAUUUUAAGUAUAUUAACUUUCAGUUUAAAUAACCAAUAUUUUUGCACCUGCUGUCGAUAUCGCUGUCUUCGGGCAUUGCACUACACGGAGGUUAGUCCAUCUAACUUCCUGGUUGUUCAGCGCUCUGUAUGGCAUCACUCGCCUGCGGUCCGAGCCUAAAGUGACCACAGCCUAUUUACUUAAACUAUAAAAUCCUCAGCGUUUUCGCGAGAACUGUAACGCAUCGAAAUGUGCAGGUAUGAUUGAUAAAACUAUUGUUUUUCUGUUUGGUGGUGUUAUUUAUUUAUUUAUUUUGCACAUUUUAUAAUUAUUGCAAUGGGAAUCAGCCGAACAAAAUGUAUGUAGUUCUGAAACUAAAUAUAUUUUGACUUCCUUUAACGAUUCAUAGUUAACUGGUCAAAAUAUAAAGGCUACACACUUUAAUAAUAAAAUGUUGAUUUGUCUGCGCUUUGCUGUGAUCACACCUCAAGCGGAGGAAAGGAACAUCUGCACUAGGAUGUGCGCAAAGCGCAGGUGUGGAGGUUUACAGAACAUGGCACGUGUUAGUGUGUGUGUGUGUUCGUGCGGGCGUAGUUAAGUUCACAGGUGAAAUCUUAGCUCUUUUAUGUUAGCUCGUCGGUCGUAGGUCAAGGGUAUUUUGAGCUUAUGCUUGUGUGCGGGCCUAGUAAAGACAAUAUAUUUCUUUACUCCAAAAAUAAAUUAACCACGCUUAAGUUGUAUGCCUAUUGAACCAAAACAAUUUAUAUUUUGAAGGUAGGCCUCAGCGCAGGAACGGUGACAGCAGCAUGAACAUUAAUGAACAUUAAAAAAAAAAAAAGACAUGAGCACCACCCAAGGCUUCUCAACGGUGUUCCCUUAAUCCGGCAGUCAGUCUUUUUCUGAAAGCCGACCCCGCCCACCCCUUUUGCACCCCUUAGUUUUGUCAGUCCUCCAGGAGCUUUACUGCAUGUUUAUAUCGGUGGGGCUUUCCAGGUAUUAUGGUCUGGUAAUGCAAUACCUAGGUGGCAGACCCAACAGACAGUCCCAACUUUCCAAGUUUUCCAGAAUCACAGAGGGGCAAAGGAUCAGAGUCCAGGGAAGAACAGACAAGGCGGGCUCCGGCAGCGACGCCCCCUGCAGGAGGGCUGCGGGGAGGUGUCGAAAGUGGUCCGUCUAUUUGCGGGAUUCCCGUGUCGCUGUUGACUGAGGAUUAAGGAGGAGCAGCUGGGCUAACCGCCGUGCAACGUUUGGCGUUCCACCCCCCGUCCCUUCUCCUGGGGGGCAGUCACGAGUCAAGGAGAGAGCGGUGCCGGAGCAACAGAUCUCCUAUCCUGGGAGUCGCAGAGGCCUUCGCUUAAAUAUGAGGACCAUCAAUCUGCUCCUUCAAGUGUUCUCCGCGGUGGCCUUCAAAAGGCAGAAAUAGAAAUGACCUGUGUUCACAGCCAGUAUGGAACCCAGCCCUACGAGAAUAACUACUACACUUCCGAGUUCCUGACUUCUGACUUAACCGCCAAGCUGGCCAUGGAUUACAGCGGCCAGCGGGACCAACUGCCCACCCCCUCCCUGCCCAGCAUCAACUCCCUGGUGGGCGGCUACGCCGGCGAGUUCGACGCGUACUCGUGCCAGAUCGCCGCCGCAGGCUCGGGCUCCGCGGGGGGCGUCGCCGCAGGAACGCAGUCGCCCUUCAAGCUGGACGACUUCCAGGUGUACGGCUGCUACCCGGGCACCUUCGCGCUCGGCUACCUGGACGAGGCGCUGUCCUCGUGCGGCUCCGACUGCUACGGCAGCCCCGUCUCCGCCCCCUCACCCUCCACGCCCGGCUACCAGGCGCAGCCCGUCUCCGCCUGGGACUCCCCCUUCGGCGCCUACUCCCCGGGGCCCGGCUGCUGGGGGCCCGAAAAGCCGGCCCAGCCCCAGCCCCCCGCCUUCUUCACCUUCAGCCCCACCUCGGCGGAGCAGCUCUCCCCCCAGCAGCGACAGGACCCCUUCGCCCCGCCCCAGCAGCAGCAGCACACCCCUCCCCUCCCCUACGGCCCCCUGGGCCUGGAUCACCACGGCCCCGCGGAGGGGGCGGCUCUAAUGGAGGGGGCGCUCUCACCGAAGAACCAGAGCCCCACGGGGAACGAGGGCCGCUGCGCGGUUUGUGGGGACAGCGCAUCUUGUCAGCACUAUGGGGUGCGCACCUGCGAGGGCUGCAAGGGCUUCUUCAAGAGGACUGUUCAGAAAAAUGCCAAGUACGUGUGCCUGGCUAACAAGGACUGCCUGGUGGACAAGCGACGGAGGAACCGCUGCCAGUUCUGCCGCUUCCAGAAGUGCCUGACCGUGGGGAUGGUGAAGGAAGUCGUCCGAACAGACAGCCUGAAAGGCCGCAGGGGUCGCCUGCCCUCCAAGCCCAAGAACGUGCAGGACCCUGUUUCCGCGGCGACCCCGGUCAGCGUCAUGGCCGCCCUCGUCCGGGCGCACAUUGACUCCAACCCGCCCAUCGGGAAGCUGGACUACUCCAAGUACCAGGAGACGGUGGCCAGCCUGUCGGAGAAGGAGGACGCAGAUGACAUACGGCAGUUCUAUGACCUGCUGACGGGGUCCAUGGACGUGAUCCGCAAGUGGGCGGAGAGCAUCCCCGGGUUCUCCGCCUUCUGCGCCGAGGACCAAGAGCUGCUGCUGGAGUCGGCCUUCGUGGAGCUCUUCAUCCUGCGGCUGGCGUACAGGUCGAGCCCAGAGAAGGACAAGCUGAUCUUCUGCAACGGCGUGGUGCUGCACAGAAUGCAGUGCAUCCGGGGCUUCGGCGACUGGAUCGACUCCAUCAUGGACUUCUCCCAGAGCUUACACCGCAUGAACCUGGAUGUCUCCUCCUUCUCCUGCCUGUCCGCCCUCGUCAUCAUCACAGAUCGGCACGGCCUGAAGGAGCCGAAGCGGGUGGAGGAGUUCCAAAACCGGCUGAUCGCCUGCCUGAGGGACCACGUGACGGGCGACGCGUCGGAGAGCGGGCGGUCCAGCUACCUGUCCCGCCUCCUGGGGAAACUUCCGGAACUGCGUACCCUCUGCACCCAGGGCCUCCAGCGCAUCUUCUACCUGAAGCUGGAGGACCUGGUGCCCCCGCCCCCCAUCGUGGACAAAAUCUUCAUGGACACCCUGCCCUUCUGAGGGGAGGGGCCAGGGAGGGGGGAGGACGGGGACAGGAGCUGGUUCUAAAAUGGUGCUGGGACUGAAGGGGUGGGGUGGGGUGGGGAAAGAGACUGUAGAAGAUGUAAAUGCACUGAAUGGGUUUUUCUUUCAAAGUUGGACAACCUACCAGGUUCCUAACUGCCUUUGAGACUUUCACAGCCUUGUAAUAUUAUUGUAAUUGUUUAGUUUUUUUUGUUCUGGAAUGGACAACUUCCUUUCUGGUCCCGUCUCAUUGGAGCACACUGAGUGCCAGGGGAGGCACAUAGCUGCCCGAUGCCGCCUAUCCACACGAAACCACUUUCAAGAGGACUGGAGCUCUCCUUCCUCUGUUCUCAGUCGCAAAGAUUGGAUUAUUUGGAUUGUUAGUGAAAAGAGAGAUAAGAAAUGGCGCAGUGCAUUUAUGUAAUACCAUGUGCAUUUUGUUUGUUUGCAUCUUUGUGUGUUUUUAUGGCUUUGACUGCGCAAACCCUGUAACCAUCUGUACAAACUAAGGGAUUUUUUGUUUUUGGGAGGGUCGGGGUUGGGGGGAUUGGGGGAGGGUGGAACGGUUAUGGACAGGAACUAAGACACGUGGCAUACGCACAUCGCCAAGGGCCAGAGAGGACCAUCUGAAAAUACAGGCCGCACUGCAACGUACAGCUAGAGAGGGCAUUGCUGACAAAAAGGGGAUACCCCAAAAGCACAAUUUAAACAGGGUGUAUUUUCAUCAGCUGGGAGGUCCUGCCCAUUUUUUGUAUUUUAGUGGGAGUGUUUUUCAAACGGAGCCUUGCUUGUUUCCAAUAUGAACUACAUUAUAUACAAGCGUUCUUCUUUGCACACCGGGAACGUGCUUUCAAUGCAAGUUUAUGUCAUAUUGAGUACGGGAGAGGCCUUGGACCAAAAGAAGGGUGCAGGUUCAGAGCAAAGGUUUCUGGCUCUUAAUUCGGGUGGGAUUAUCAGCAUUAGGAGUCGAGCCUUAUCUACCCCCAACGCAAAAAUUAGCCUGCAUUUCGGUUAGAGAAAACCCUGAAUGGCUAUUGUUCUACAAGGAUUCUGGUUCAUCCCUGUACAGUGCCUUAGAGUCUUGAAUGUCAUUCAGUGAGAAUGAUGAGAAAAAUGACGGUAAAACACACGACAGCUGCAGUUUGUUUCAGCCAAUUACUGAGUGUAAAGGGUCACGUGUCCUGAUUUCUCGAGUCUCCCGCCAGAAGUUUCGAGAAUUUCCCAGAACUUUGACGGUUCUGUCAAUCACUCGCCUAGAUAAACUGAGAGAAAGACAGUGGGGAAGAAAACUACUGUUAACCUUACAAGUGUUGCCUUAUAUACCCUUCUUACGGAGAAUAUUUUCACUUGUUUGUUUUUUAAAGUGACAAAAUGUGACAGGAACACAAGCAGCUAUGAGCACUUUGUACAGCAUUUUUAACAGCCUUUAUGAAUAUUAUAACAUGUUUUCUACGUAUGCUUACUACAUGUGUGCAAAACAGGCAUUUAUUUGUAUGUAGGCUAAACAGAUAAAUAUACUUUAUCUUUUCUUGUCCUUUUGACAAAACCUAAGUGAAUCUAGGGGAAUUUUUAUUAAACAUUUUUGUAUUUUCUCAUAACUGAACAGAAAAAUGAAACUGGUUCAAACAGCCACUGAUCACAAUGAAAUCUGGAUUGUGGUACCGCUGCAUUAGUGCAAAUGUUAUUUUGUUGUUGAAAACGUUGCUUUUGAGAUGCUGGGUUUUGUCAUGACGUGUGAGAGCUUUUAAUUUUAAUGGUUAUGUGGUACACACAAAAGACAAAUAUAUUUACACAAAAAUUUAAUAUUAAAAAGCAUAAAUGUU